Jaculus jaculus (lesser Egyptian jerboa) is the source of this 204-nucleotide messenger RNA. RefSeq names its product beta-defensin 36. Gene Ontology annotation, biological process: innate immune response. Gene Ontology annotation, cellular component: extracellular region. The transcript has 2 exons. The record is from RefSeq and is a predicted model, not a curated record. The coding region runs from base 1 to 204 and encodes 67 amino acids. NCBI's taxonomy places the organism in Eukaryota, Metazoa, Chordata, Mammalia, Rodentia, Dipodidae.
AUGAAGCUCCUGCCGCUGACUUUGGCCGCGCUGCUGCUCUUGUCCCAGCUUGCUUCAGGUGAUGCCCAAAGAUGCUGGAGUCAUCAUGGCAAAUGCCGCCAGAAAUGCUCCAGAAAGGAAAAUGUCUAUGUUUUCUGCACCAAUGGGAAAAUGUGCUGCGUGAAGCCCAAGUACAAACCCAAAUCAAAUCCGUGGUUAUUCUGA